GAGCCUGUACCUGUCUACUGCUCAGAGUUGGUCAGGUUAGAUUGGAACUGAAGGACACUAGCUUCUUAGUUGCAAGCUGAACAGUAUUAUGAGCCUGACUUGAAAUUACAAUUUUUAAACAAAAAAGCCAAACCGCUCCUCUCAUUUUUUUAGUUUUGGUGGUCAUACCUGCAUACAUUCUUGGGAUAAACCAGCUGAACAAAAUCGUAAACUUUGAAACGAUAUAUAUAAAGCUAAGUGUGUGAAUUUUGGUGGUUGGCUGGCACACAUUCUGGAGAUAAGUAAGUGGUGGUGUACCCCUCUUGUCUUGAGUUUGCCUCCUACAAGUUCCAGCAGAUGAGGACGGUGAUGCUACACUUGGGAUGAAUUAACACUGUCAUGUCUGACAGAAGACACAAAGGAAGACUUCCAUACCUCGGCUUUGGACCAGAACCCCUGGAAGGUGUAUGCUUUGAUUGGACAAAUUGGCAGCAAAGGAACACUCUGCAUGUGCAAGUGUCCUCGUUGUGGAAUGUUUGAUUGUAAAUACAGAUUUUCAAGCCCUCGUGUUGAAAGAAGUGUUUUUGCUUGUUGGCUCAGAUGCUGAAUGUGAAACCUUUUUGUCAUAUGAAGUUCCAUGUGAGACUUGUGAAACAGAAGUAGUCGGAGUCUAGGUUGACUUGCAAAAUAGUAACAAGAGAGGCCGAUAUGUGAUGAUAUGCAACAGAUGUUAAAUGGAGAUGAAAGUUGAUUAUUCCUGAGUUCAUGGCCAUAUCAUAACCAACAAGAAUUGGUGGUCUUGUAGACUGAGUGCAUAAAUUGUUGACUUUCUGCCAAAUUGUUUUCUCAGAGACACAGAGAGGUAAUAUAUUUCCAGAAACAAUGGAUGAGGUUGUCUGAAUGGAGAAGAGUCGUUUGGAAUAUGUGGUUUAGUUUGACCUCGAAAGAUCAUUCUAGCAAGUGGUUUUGGUGGUAGGGUUGUACGCCUUCCACUUCUGCUUCAUCAACAGGAAUAACUACGCACUGGGACAGAUAUAUAUCAACUGUCCGACUAUAUUGGAACAAGUGCUCACUCUGGAGGAUUCUGUGGAAUGUAGUUGGACACAUUUGCAGUUAUUUUCGGUAAAGAAUUUCUUUUUGGAUGUGUCUGACUGGAAAAAGAGGUUCUGUUUGGGAGUUGUUGUUUUGUGCUUGGGUUAUGUUUUGAUCAAUGUCUUUGGAUGGACCAUAUAGCUGGGAUAUUGCUGAGUGCGGCGUAAAACUAAACUCACUCACUCACUCUUUGGAUGGACUAAGCAGUACAUGGAAUAUUCUUCAGUAAGAACAGUGUGUUACAGUGACCACGAGGUUUAGUACUUGAUUUCUGUACAAGGUAUUGUAAAGUUACUGGAUUAAGUUCUGAAAAAUCUUAUUCACAUUUUCAUUCAUUGUUUUCAAGUUUUGUUACUAAAACAAACUGCCAGUGUAUUAUAGGUUUAAAUUGUUACCAUUUGAAAAUCCUGUUGGGUUGCAUUUUAAAUGGAGGGAUAACUGUAGAACCUAGUGUUAUCUCAGUUGUUUACCUGAGUUUAGUAAUAUGAGUAACAUAUGUACUCCUUUAGCCUAAACAAAUAAUGAGGCAUUUCAACAACGGAAAAAUGGUUUUGGCAUUGAUAGAGGAAUGUUUAGUUGAGUAAGCGUGCAAUCAGGGCUAGUAUUUAACAGGUCACGGUCUAUGGCCAUUAGGAUUAUGGCAACAAAGGUGGACCGUAAUCACAUACAGUCCGGUGAUGUUGUUAACCACCACAAGUAGGGUACUCCACUGUUGAUUAUUACAGUCUUACUGACGUCUAGAAUUAUAAGUGUGGUGAUUUCCAGUGCUCGUUAGUUUACCUGCCAGGUAUGAUAUAGGUGUUCACAGAUAUAGUAUCGGUGUUUCACAAGACCAGGAGGGGACGUACAGCACCCCUAGAGAGCUGGUAUCAACUACCUACUAUAACAAUAGCAGGUGUUGAUUACAGUCUGAAAUGAGUUUGUUCCUGCAGGGCUAGCCACGGCUGAGUUAUUGUAACAAUCCCAUAAACUGUGUACCUGUGGGGUCUGGUUGGAAGGCUGAUGGAUCUACAUGUACAAGGAAUUAUGCAUACUACGUGACAAUUCAUUAAUGAACUGACCCUUGCUUACUAUCUGCCGGAUUUAUCACCUGUCACCCCUACUGAAGAUAAUGGACUCACCCAGUGUCAAAGGCUGGUGGAACAUAUCGCUAGCUGUGCUAUUCAUAAAUAAAUCAAGUAAUCAGACAAGUUGUUUUUGACUGGUCAACCGGUCAGUCUACCCUUUAACUGUACUGUAUAUUUGACAUAGCCAGGUAGAUGGCUGUUACCAGUGUAGAAAUGAAUGCAAUGAAGCAGGUGCGAGGCCAAGAGCCGUAACUCCUCUGAUGUUCUGCUGUCAAGUGUUUCAUAGCUAUGAGUCGCUGGAGACAAUUUUCCACACGUUCAGCCUGAAUACUCCGGGUAGGACAGCAUACCUAUGAUCUCCGAAGCAUUGUGAAAUUGGAAUUUAUUCAAGCUGCUUAGCACAUGGGCUCAAAGAAAAGCAAGUUGAUGUGUCAUAAUUGUAUAUAUCACAUGUACACAUGUAGAUAGUUAUGUGACCCAGGCUUGGAUUACAAUGUGAGGACAGUUUUAUUUGAAUUCCGAGGAUGACUACAACAAGCAUUAUAUUUUAUCAUCACAAAUUGAAAUCAGUUUUGUGAUUCCAGUUUGCUGAGGAGAAUUUACACCAGAGGACAUGUUCCAUACACCUGUAUUCAUUACGAUCCUUUCGUAGAUUUAGUUUCUCAAUGGGCAGAGGAUGAUAGAAAACGACAGGUCAGUUCACACAUGCGAAAAUUCCUGGUACUUUGGACAGCACCCAGAACGAAAAAAGGAUCAAAGUUGUGCUGGAUAAAACAAUCAUUGGAUGCACAAUGCUACUGCUUAUAGUGAAUUUAUACAAAGUUUGGAUCGUAAGGUCCUGUUCUAUGAUAAUGUCUAUGUGCCAUGAUACAAAGGGAUAGAAAAAUAUGGCAAAAAUGGAUGACAGCUUUGAGAUUGAGGAGGACUUAUGGUCUUCCCCGUUGAUGAAUUAUAAAUCUCCAUUUGAGGAUUAUAAGGAUUUAUAUGAAGACUAUGGGGCCUCACGAUCCACCAAAAUACCUGUGUUUACAUUCGAACGACCUCCAUCUCGGAGUGACCGAAGUGAAGAUGAGACAGACUUCGCCAAGCCCAUGACCUCAAAAGUGCUGCACACAAAGCGGCCAAUCCCCAGCACCGGGACUUUGGGAAGAAAGGGCAUCACAUCGGCCAAGGGCAGUGGGACAUCUGCCCAACUAGCGUAUAAACGGAAACGCUCAGGAUCAGCAACAUCUGUGUCUGGCGGUGUCGAUGAGGAACUCUUCAUCAAGUCUUUUGAAGAUGUUCCGAAAGUAUCAAUGUACUCAGCGAGAGAUCUGCAGGACAACAUCAAGAAGAUCGAAGCUGUCCUAAAUGACCCCAGCAAUGACUGGGAGAAAAGAAAUGAUUCUAUGAGGCAACUUCGAGCCCUGAUAGUAAACGGAGCAGCCGAGUAUGACGACUUCUUCCAAUUGCUGCGGACACUUGAACCUUGCUUUAUGCUUGCCAUCAAGGACCUCCGAUCUCAGGUGGUCAGAGAGGCCUGCAUCACAGUGGCUUACCUGGCCAAGUCGUUAGGCCACAAGGCCGACCAUCUGUACGAGUCCCUGUUUCCUCAUCUCUUCAAUCUCAUCCCCAACGGUGCCAAAGUCAUGUCCACGUCAGGCAUCGUCUGCAUCAGGUUUAUCAUACAGUUUUCCCACUCUUCCCGCCUAAUUCCAAUCAUUACCGGCACCUUCUCUUCCAAGUCCAACGUCAUAAGGAGAUACACAUGUGAGUUCCUGAACCAACUGCUGCACACCUGGCCGACCCACAGUCUGGAGAAACACAUCGCCAUCCUCCAGGACUGCAUCAAGAGGGGCAUCAGUGAUGCAGACUCCGAAGCCAGGGCUUUCUCCAGAAAAGGUUUCUGGGGCUUUGCUGAACACUUCCGGGACCAGGCAGACGCCCUCCUCAACACCCUCGACUCUUCCAAACAGAAGAUGCUGCAGGGAGAACUCAGCAACUCCUCCAGCAACAACUCCCUCAACAGCGACCGCGACACUCUCAAGGUGGCUGCAAAGGCCCGACCACGCUCCCACAGUACAGACAGAACAGACAGUGGAACACUCAGUCGAACUGCGAGUACUCGACGUUCAGGAGCAGCUCGAAUCAGCUCAUCUCGCAGCGAUGCAGGUGGAGACUCGGAUUUUGAAGUCGACCUUGACAUUCGUCGAGCAGCAGCUAAACCUUAUCAGUCUCCCUAUGCUCAGACGAUUAUUCGUUCUAGUAGCGCAGCGGAUUUGAGCGGGACAAACGGUUCCCCGACGAAGCCUCGUUCAUCAUCUAUGUUAAUGGCCUCUAGGCUAGCAAAGGGAUCUACCAACUCACUGCCUCGUCAGAAGUCUAGCAGCAUGAGUAGUAAAACGGUCACAAGUCUUGUGACUCCUGAUCGCAGCCGAUCUCGCUCCAGGAUAGGUGUCUCUCAGUCUCAGCCUAACAGUCGGUCUGGCUCUCCAUCGUCCCGACUUGGCUACAUCACCCACAACUCAGGUCGUGUUGACCCCAUGGCUUCGGGUCGUCCCCGGAAGUCCGGCAUCCCCCGGAGUCAGGGCACCAGCAGGGAGGGGAGUCCCAACAGACAUACAUACGGUCGGGAAAGAAGAUUGAGUGGAAGCAAAGUUAGCCAUGGCUCAAAAGGUGCAGUUAUGGCCCAGCGAUUGCUGCGGCCUGGCUCUGAUGUGGAGGAUGCUCUGUUUGAUGCUCUGCAACGGGGACCGGCAAAGAAAAGGUUUGACAUGUACGAUUCCGACGACAAUGCAAGCGAGACAUCCAGCGUGUGUUCUGAGCGGUCAUAUAACUCGUACAGUGGCCGGACAUCAGAGGCGGACUCCGAUAUGGAUCGGAGACAUCGUCACCCGAAGGUCAAGCAUCAAAGCCUGUUGAGGUAUUCUCCCAACACAGUUGUGACGGAGGAGGACAUGCAGGAGAUCAUCGCUCAGCUCGGCAGUGGCUCAUACACAGAGAGGAAAGAGGGGCUCAUAUCCUUACAGCAUUUACUUAGAAUGAAUAGAUACCUUAGUCGUGUAGAAUUGAAAAAGGUUACAGAGAUUUUUACUAGAAUGUUCCAUGAUCCACACAGCAAGGUGUUCAGCAUCUUCCUGGACACACUGGUGGAGCUGAUCGGCCUCCACUGUCGGGAUUUGCUGGACUGGCUCUACAUCCUCCUCACUCGCCUCCUCAACAAGACAGGCGCAGACAUGCUGGGAUCAGUCUACGCUAAACUGCAGAAAGCUUUAGACACUGUUAGAGAAAACUUUCCAAGUGAUCAUCAGUUUAAUACAAUUACAAAAUUCAUCAUAGAUUCAACACAGUCCCCUAAUCUGAAGCAAAAGGUUAAGAUAGCCAUGUUGCAUUACCUCAAUAGUCUGAUUAUUCACAUGGCGUCCUCCGACUUUGUAAAUACAAUGGAUGUCCGGUUAGCAGUCUCUAGAAUCAUCACAUGGACAACAGAACCAAAGAAUACAGAAGUUAGAAAAGCUGCCCAGCUAGUCCUCAUAGGUCUCUUCAACUUGAAUGCCCCAGAGUUUUCCCUCAUGCUAUCAGCGUUGCCCAAAGCAUUCCAAGAUGGUGCCACUAAGAUAUUACACAACCACAUUCGCACAACGAGCGAACCAAUGGAUGUACUGUCUCCCCGCAAUGCAGCCAGCCCUGGGCAGCAGAGGAGCCGGCCUCCAUCUCGGUCAAGUAUCGGCCAUCCAGAUGAGUUUGAGACGGAGAACUUGAAUCCAGAGGACAUUUACAAUUCCAUUAAAAAGACUUCUGCUGACAUCCAAAAUCUUAGCAUAAACAGCAAACUGGACCAUUACGAUGAUAUUAAAAAGAAACGUGAGUUCACAUCGCAGGAUUCUGGGAUUCAGGACUUACGGAACGACAGCCCCGAUGCUGUGGAUGGUGGGAAGAGGGCACUGCAUUAUAACCCGUCACACUACCAGGAGGAAGUCAGGAAUAGGAAUGCAAUGAAUGGCUACAAUAACAAGCUUGCCCUGGCCGAGGCAGUGUAUGACGGAGAGAAUGACUUUUUCAAUAAAGCUCCAUGGCACACCCUCUUGCUAGGGUCCCCUUCGUAUGGUUCGUCACCAGACCAGGGUGAACUCAUCAGUGAGAUUCUUAAUGAGUUAUCAAAUCACAAUGAACGGAAUUCGGAGCGUCAGAAAGCGAUGAUCACCUUGAUGGAGAUCACCCGCGAUGACCAGUUCGGUCUGUGGGAUGAGCACUUCAAGACUAUACUGCUUAUCCUGCUAGAAACUUUAGGAGACAAUGAUAGUCAGAUCCGAGCUUUAGCCAUUAAAGUUCUGAGGGAAAUUCUGAAGAAGCAGCCAGACCGAUUCAAGGAUUACUCCGAGUUGACCAUCUUGAGAAUACUUGAGGCUCACAAAGAUCCAGCCAAGGAGGUGGUGUUGUCAGCGGAGGCGUGUGCUGAUACCCUGUCUACAGCCAUCCCAGCAGAGCAGUGCAUGAGGAUCCUCAACCAGAUAGUGCAGACAGCACACUACCCUGUCAUCCUGGCCGGAAUCAAGAUGCAGACAAAGGUGGUGGAGAGGCUGGACAAGGAGUUUCUGGAGAAGAUGCUGGCAGAUGUAGUCCCAGGUUUACUCAGGGGUUACGAUGCUCAGGAAAGCAUGGUGCGGAAGGCCAGUGUUUUCUGUCUAGUUGCAAUACACCUGGGGGUGGGGGAGGUGCUGAGGCCAUACCUACAGGAGCUGUCGGGAAGCAAGAUGAAGCUCCUGAACCUGUACAUCAAGAAAGCCCAGGCCCAGAAGGAUGACCCACGCAGCGUCCAGUCACCAGUUAUGUCUGACACGUGACACUUCCACCAUCAACUCCUGUAGCAACGAGUGCUGUGCCGUGUGAAACACACCCACCUAGCCUGCGAUUGGCUCCACACCGGCCAAUCAGACUGCUGUAUUCCAAUCACAUGACUACCCAUCAGCCAGUCAAACGGAAAAAGAAAAUAAUUAAAAAAAAGACUUGUGGCCUUUUCCAUGUAGAACCGAAGUGCUAGCCGACAUUGUGAUUCUCAUAUGCACACCUAAAAGUGAGAACUGUCUGCUAAUGUCUGUUCCUGCUGCUAGGGCUUGGUCUAUAGCGCUAUCACUGUAUCCGUGUCAGUGUGGCAUCUUCCUGGCUUGCUUCCAUCCAUACUUGGUCGUAGUGUUCCCAAACAGAACGGAAAUACUUUAGGUUUAUUCUGGACACUGGAUAGGACAAGCCACUAUUUGAUGCAAUGAAAUGUUUAUGAUAUACCUUUUCAUACUUAUCUGUAGCACAGAUAUGACCAUGGAGUUUUUACAUGUAUGAAUGUGAUACCAGAAAAUAGAGCUUUCUGUGUCAUUUUAAUUCAUUUUUUGGGCACUGUAACUUGUUCAUGUUCUCAGUAUGCGAAUAAGUUGUUUGUGUCAUCAGUAAAGGCCAGGUCAUUCUCACAGACAAUUGUAAUAUUUCUUGAUUCAGUGUGUAAGUCAUUCUGUCAUUUACGUAAAAUAGUUAACAUUUUUACAUAUUCAUAAAUGGAUACGGUAGGUUACUAUCUUAAAAUAGUCAAGCUUAAUGACCAAGAUAACUAGGAAACCAGAUGGUUCAAGCAAUAUAAUUUGAGAACAUGUUAAAAUUAAGCAAUAAACGUUUGUCCAUCCUAUGCAUUUGAGGUUAAUAGACGAGUUUUAAGCUAGUGAUUGACGUUCAGUGCAUUUGACAUGGAGAAAUCUAUGUACGGAUCAUCAACAACAUGUACACCUUUUCACAUAGAUCAAAUUCAUUUAACUUACUGCUCAUGAUGUCGUGGACAUAGUGAUUUUUAUAUCCAGUUAUUUAUUCAACUCAUUUUAAGGUGGUAUUUACUGGAGAAAACUUAUAACAGCACUAUCUGAUUUUAGACACAAACAUGUAUGUUUCUGAGAUUAGCGUCUUUGAAAUGGUCUCUGUGUCGGGCACAGGGUGAAGACAUCGCAACCAACUUGUCUCUGAGAAGAUCUCAGAUUAUCUCACGAUAUUAUUCAAAAUAAAUCUAUAUAUAUAUAUUGUGUAUAUGGAGCGUUUGGUACAUUUGUAAGGAUAUGUAGCUUGUUGUUUGAAGUAAACUGAGACAGGCAUGUGUAUUGUAGUGGCCGACAUCUGUCUUGAGCUCAGUGUAUUAUACUGUACAGAACUAAUGUGUAUACUGAAUUGUACAUUUUAUUCAGAGUGGCAUGGCCACAGCAUGACGUUCGGGAGGGAGGGAGGGAGUAAUCAUUGUUCCUAUGUGCAGUCUGGGGGGAAAAUGUUCAGUGUCACAGAAAACUGUGUGGUGCAUGCUUAACUGUGAUUGUGUAUCUGCCAGUACGCAGAAGAUGACUCCAGACCCUCAUUCCUGAAGACACCCCCAACUUCAUGCCAUUUCUCCUGGAGCCAGCAUCUUCUGGAGCCAUUUCUCCUGGAGCCAAUUCUUCUGGAGCCAGCGUCCUCUCAUCUGUCUAUUUAUUGUGCAUGUGUCAGAGCUUUCUGUAGUCAUUGACUAGUUCUCUACAGGAGGUGGUUCUUCUGUGACCGGUUGAUUUUCUCCACCGACUGGAUUCUAUCCACUGGCUCCAUCUGUUUCACUUGACAUGUUAUCGGAGUGUACACUCAGGACCAGGUGGAGGACAUGUGUCUGGGUGUAAGACUGACGGCUGCUUACUGGCAGAGCUGGACUCGUGUGCAUGGUACGAAUGGAACUGACAGUAGAGAGAGUUGUUGCUGUGACCCUUUAGUGAGUGUACAUGCCUCACAAUAUGAUAGCAGUGUAUACAUAUUGUAGCAACUGUGUCAGUUUGUUUUAUCUGGUCUUAUGUCACGUCAGUUUCUUUAAUAUAUGCUAUUAUUAUUAUUAUUAUAUUGAUGAUAUGGCAUGUUCUGCUAAUAAACAACUCUUAACUAUGA
Messenger RNA from Haliotis rubra (blacklip abalone), 9050 nucleotides. Its product is annotated as CLIP-associating protein 1-like. Bases 3026 to 6961 code for a protein of 1311 amino acids. Gene Ontology annotation, biological process: mitotic spindle assembly. Gene Ontology annotation, molecular function: microtubule binding. Lineage: Eukaryota; Metazoa; Mollusca; Gastropoda; Lepetellida; Haliotidae. The record is from RefSeq and is a predicted model, not a curated record. The transcript has 37 exons. Gene Ontology annotation, cellular component: mitotic spindle; spindle microtubule; microtubule organizing center.